Messenger RNA from Perca fluviatilis (European perch), 6137 nucleotides. RefSeq names its product glypican 6a (gene gpc6a). Bases 487 to 2199 code for a protein of 570 amino acids. The record is from RefSeq and is a predicted model, not a curated record. Gene Ontology annotation, cellular component: plasma membrane; synapse; extracellular region. Gene Ontology annotation, biological process: regulation of protein localization to membrane; cell migration; regulation of signal transduction. NCBI's taxonomy places the organism in Eukaryota, Metazoa, Chordata, Actinopteri, Perciformes, Percidae. The transcript has 10 exons.
GCAGAGGACAGUGCGCGCCCCUGGAUGCGAGCAGCUCAAGUCGCAGCAGCCACUCCACUCCAUGUUUUGCCCUGCCCUUGUGCGCUCUGCUCGCCGUGCAGCGUGUCUCCGUUGCAUUUUGCUUUCCUCACACCGACACGAGCACAGGGCUGCUGUGUGUGCGGGAGAAGUUGUUUGCACAGAGAGCUCCAGGUAGCAACUGUCUUCUUCAAACGGAUUCGUCCAAGCUGGGAGCAAUCGGACUCGUCAGGGUCUUAUAUCUUUUUCGAGGUGGAAGAGACGAAGCUUUUGCAAUGAGGUGGACGUACCAGUAUCUAAAGUGAGGAGUGAUUUUCCUUUUUUUUUCUUCUUUCCUUUUUGUUUUAAUAAACAUCUGAUACCCUGCUCACUGGAGACAUUUUUUAAUCAGCUCUUUUGGGAUUUUUUUUUGUUCUUUUUCCGACGGAGCUCGUAUUUCCCUGUGAAACAUUAUCAAGGAUUUCACUGAUGUAUGCGAUGUGGAGACUGCAAGUCGCCUUAUGUACUCUGUCGGUGCUGUCCCUGUCAUCUGCUGGUGAAAGCAAAGCGCGGAGCUGUAGCGAGACUAGGCAAGCUUAUAACGCUAAAGGAUUCAGCCUCGUCAAUGUGCCUCAUCAGGAAAUAUCAGGUGAGCACCUGCGUGUCUGUCCUCAGGGAUAUACUUGCUGCACAUCCGAGAUGGAGGACAAACUCAACCAGCAGAGCAAACUGGAGUUUGAGAACUUGGUCGAGGAGAGCAGCCAUAAUAUGAGGACGACAUUUGUCUCGAGGCAUAAAAAGUUUGAUGAGUUUUUCUUGGAGCUGCUGGACAAUUCUGAGAAGUCUCUUAACAGUAUGUUCACACGGACGUACGGGAAGCUGUAUAUGCAGAACUCUGAGGUGUUCCAGGACCUGUUCACUGAGCUGAAGCGCUACUACACAGGGGGCAACGUCAACUUGGAGGAGAUGCUUAAUGACUUCUGGUCCAGGCUGCUGGAACGCAUGUUCCAGUUACUCAACUCCCAGUACCACUUCACAGACGACUACCUAGAGUGUGUCAGUAAAUACACAGAUCAGCUAAAACCCUUUGGAGAUGUGCCCAGGAAACUGAAGGCCCAGGUCACCAGGGCCUUCAUCGCUGCCCGGACAUUUGUUCAGGGGCUAAUGGUGGGUCGGGAGGUCGCCAACAGGGUUGCCAAGGUGAAUGUAGUACCAGCAUGUGUCAAAGCAUUGACCAAGAUGCUGUACUGCCCAUACUGUCGCGGCAUGCCUGGGCUGAAACCCUGUCACAACUACUGUCACAACGUUAUGAGGGGCUGUCUCGCGAACCAGGCAGACCUAGAUGCUGAAUGGAACCUCUUCAUCGAUGCUAUGUUACUGGUGGCAGACAGACUGGAGGGACCCUUCAACAUUGAAGCAGUUAUAGAGCCAGUUGACAUCAAGAUCUCUGAGGCCAUCAUGACCAUGCAGGGCAACAGCGUGCAUGUGUCAGCCAAGGUUUUUCAAGGGUGUGGCCAGCCAAAGCCAUCAGGAAUAGGCAGGUCUGUGCGUGGCAUCUCAGAUGUGUUCAGCGCUCGCUUCAGACCCUACACCCCUGAAGAGAGGCCAACUACCGCAGCUGGAACAAGCCUGGAUAGACUGAGGGUUGUGUGGAGGACAAUGCAACACAGUGUGAUUGACAUCAAAGAGAAGUUGAAGGAGUCCAAGAAGUUCUGGUCCAACCUGCCAGAUGACAUCUGUGCCAAGGGCAAGCUCACAGAGUCUGAUGAGGAUCAGUGCUGGAACAGCCACACGAAGGGCAGAUAUUUCCCUGAGGUGGUGAAGGAGGGUCUAACCAACCAAGUGAACAACCCAGAAGUGGAUGUGGAUAUCACCAGGCCUGACACACUGAUACGACAGCAGAUCAUGGCUCUACGUGUCAUGACCAACAAGCUAAAGAACGCCUACAAUGGAAAUGACAUAUACUUCCAGGACUCAAGUGACGAGGGCAGUAGUUCUGGCAGUGGCAGCGGCUGCUCUGACGGCUGCACAACAGAGUUUGUUUUUGUUGGAACAGAGGCUCCUGUGAUCGGAGCCGACAGAAGCAAUGAACGUGCAGCAGCAGCAGCCGCGGGCAAGUCAUUUUCCCGCGGACCCUCCCUACUGCUGGUGGUGACCGCCCUCGCACUCCCACUCUGGGCAAUGCAGAUUCAAUGGAGAUAAUACACGAGUGUGGCCUGAUCACUGACUUUUAUACUGUUACGUACAGUACAGUAUGUGUAACAGCAAGUUCUACUGCUGUUCCCUCACUGGACACUGGAAACCUGUCGAGAAUGGCUUACUGUGUUGUAUGGUAGGACUGGAAGUGAGUGCAGUGCUGCAUCCUGCUCGUCCCCCAAAGAAUGCUCGGUGUCAUCACUGAACCAGCUUUCUCUGAAAAAAAAACAACAUGUGGUGUUUUCUCAUUAUUCUAAAGUGGGUUUUAAAAAAAAUAAUGAAAACUAUCUGAUCAGAUUUUUCAGAUAAAAGGGAAUUUAUUUUUAUUUUCCUUUGUAUGAUGAAGUUGUGAAAACAAGACAACACCCAUUUUGUCUUAUUAGUCUUUUCCCCCUCAGAUAAAAGGAGAAAGUCUUACUGUGUGCAUGCAUGGAAAUGAUGUUAACUAACAAAAACAUGUUUUAGGUUUUUUUAUGCAGGCUACACAGUUUUGGAUUGGUUGGUACAGGAUUGUACAGUGCUAGCAGUUCACCUGGUUUCCCGUUUGGUCAUAUCAGUAUGGCUUCAGGAAGCAGUUCUUACAGCCACUUUAUAGUUGCACAUUUGAUUAUCUCUAAGAAAGUGCUAAUGUACUGCACUACUUUGCACAGAUUAUUUUUGUCAGCUUCAUAUCAAGUUUAUAAAGCUACAGCGCCACCCCAUAGAGACAGAAGAUCUAUAUUUUCAGAUCAUUUAACUGAUUGUAUUGUACUUAUAAACGGUUGCAGUAUGUAUUUCACUGGAAGGUACUGUCAUGUUAUGUUACUGGUUUAGUUAAUGGCAAAAAAAUUUAGAAAUGUUUUUGUUUUUACAAAAUAUUUGAUCACCUCUAAAAAUUUAAAAACAGGAGUUUUUCGCAACAACACUAAGCCAUUAUACUACAAUUGCCUGCUAACUAUAUUUAGUUACCUGAUUUACUUUCUUCUUUUUGGGUACUUAACAUGCACUUAAACAGUUCAGAUUUCCUUUUUAUUUCUCAGAGGACUCAGAGUAUAUUAGUGAUAUUAGGUAUAUGUUAAUGACAUUUUUAUGUAUUUUCUUCACUCUCAUGCUUUAAUUAUUUAUGAUUUAUGUUGAACGUUUGUAUUACUUGUUUGUAUUACAUGUAUGGAAGGUUACACAUUAUCCUACACCUGUAAGCUCAGCCCGCUGACAGGUUCACCCUUUCACAUCUUAUGGAGCACUAUGCUGAAAUUUGCGUGUUCUUGUUUGGCAAUCAUGCCGGACCCACCACCCCUACAGGUUAAAGGUUAUACAAGUGCCCAUGCUUUCCUAAAAGACAUGUACAAAGUCAGAAACUAAAAAAAAACAGGGUGCCAAGGUUAGUGGGCUCUGGCUGUACUCUUAGAACUAGGGUUACUAUUCAUAACUUUAAUUCUUUCUCCCAACAGUCUUUGACCUCUAACAGGCUCUGUAGGGAGCAAAGCCAAUAGUUUGCACUCCACCAAAACAACUCGAUGCCCGUGACCUCUGCUCACACAGAAAAAGGACAUUCCAGAAAUGUUGCAGGCGUACAUAUAAACAAACAAACAAAGGGAUAAAUGUACACUGAUCCACAAAAGAGGGCACUUGUGGCAGCCACCCUCGUCCUGGAUUGUCCCUGGAGGAUCUAAUCCCAUCAACUCAGAAGCACCUGAAAUGCUUUUACAUAGCCAAUAAGUAAGUCUCUUGACUCAACAGGGGCAUUCCCUAAACCCAUCGCUGUGACAAAUUAACAGCUACUGUGAGCAUCAUGGGACACAAGAGUGCAAAUAGCAUCAAGCUGCAACUGUCAAGACCUGCAAAAAAUAUAUGAUGUCCUAGGCACAAAUUACAGGUGUGGAUGAAAUGCAGUGUUUCUGUGGUCCCCUCAAAGGAGCAAAUGACAAAAGUAGACUGAUCUCCACAUUCGCCAAAGUUUGCAGCAACAUGGUUGUCUUCACAGACAGCAACUUAAGCAAGAUCUCCCCUCAGUGGGCUCAUAUGACUCACACAAGAGACCCCAAUCACCACAGGAAGCUUCCACUGCAGAACAGAUGGGAAAACAUUUGACCUUUGACGCCUCACUCCCUGCAAAAACUGCUUCAGGAGAAGGUGACUAAACAGCAGCCUCCCACUAAAACCAGCAUGACACAAUUAAAUCACUAGUGCGUAAACCUUAAUUGUGAAAGGCGACAUGCCUCUAUCCAACCAAAGCCUGAGGAAAGACAACACUAAACUGAUCAACAUAAGGUCCUCUAUAAUGUUUGUAUUGUGCAUUAAAUAACCUGAGUGGAAAUACAGAAAAGACAAAAAUUAAAAACGUGAAAUAUUGCACUAAAAAAGUGUUUAGUCUGGGCUGACUGAGAGAGCCUGUUAAGCCCUUAAAAGGUCAAAGUCUGUAUGAGACAGAAGCAGGGGUGCAAUGGAAACUAAACACACAUACAGUAAACACAGUUUACCAACCUCUCAAAAUCUGAAAUAGUGUUUACGCAAAAGUGACAUUGGUUACACUCUACCACACUUCUGUGUUGGAUAUUUUGGAUAUCUCACGUCUCCUCUGCCGGAUCAUAUUUACAUGAGCAAAGAAAUCCCACCACCCACCUUUGUUAGGCAGAGGUGAAAGCAGACAGAUCCCCAUCUCAACUUAGUGGGGCUGACAGAUGAGAGGUAGUUAGACAGGAUGGACAUCCAGCAGUAACUAUUUAUAAUGUGCUGAAUAUUAAAUGAAGGAACUCUCUGCCAGACCUGAUGUGCAGCAACAGGAUUUACCCACCCAGGAGUGCAGUCUGGAAAGCAGAUAAUUUCAAUGAAGGAACUUCCAUGUAAAAAUCAUGUUCUGUUAAAUUGGGCCAUUGAAGCUCAGACUGAUAAUUCAAUUUCAGCUUCAGGCAUCUUCACUUGAUUUUUAGAAUUGAACACAAAAAGAUGUUUUGUCAGCACUUUUAUUUUGAUGUGUCAUAUUGUUGCCUAAAACUAGAUUAAAUCAGGCAGUAACAGAGUUGCAUUCAGAUGAUCUUUGUCCUUUGGUGAUUUUACAAUUGAUUAAAUAACUAUACAGUAAAAAUGCAAGUUAGUGGGUUAUAUAUCGCUGCAGUCAAACACAGCCAUAUAGAUUCACUUUUCAAGUAUUAAAUAACAUUGUGGAGGCAGAUAUUUCUGAGUCAGGGUCAGAAGUGAGCCAUGAACUUAUGAAGACUAUGUUUUUGAAAGUGUGAAAACUCAGCAAGAAUCUGCAGCCACACAAAGGUUGAAUGCACCUGUAUCUGUGAUUGCAACAACAAGAGGUUUUUUAUGAGUUAGGAUGAGGCAGGUCUUCGGGUCGUGUUCCUGAAAUACAGUAAAGAAAGUAAAUCAAGGUGAAGGUGUUUCAGAAGUAGGCUGAAUUUUUCCAAAGAUCUUGCAUCGGUACUAACAGUCUUCUCUCAUUCUGAUGAGUUGUUGUUUGUCAUUUUCCACUGCCUUGUGUAUUCCUCUCUCUCCUGACAAGCUACGUUACCCUGGUCAGACAGUAUCACUGUCUGAGAUGCUUCAGUGCUUCGCUUAAUUUGUCUGUGAUCCUUUUCUUUUCUUUUUUGGUCUCAUUUAUUCUCUUUGGCAUUUGAAAAACUGAAAAAAUUAGGUUUUUUACAGAAUGUUUAGAAAAUGUGUUAUGCAAGGUCUUCUCCAUUUUGAUGUUAAUUGUUUGCUGCACUUUUGCUAAAACAUAUGCUGUGAGUGUGGUACUGUUGUGAUUUGCAAAAUCAGAUAACUAAGGAGCACAUUAAGAUUUUUGGAGCUGUCAGUGCACGCUGUUUGAAGUGUUUUGGGGGAACUGAAGUUGAGGGUUGUACAAGCAGACAUGCCUUACCAUUUUUAAAAGACUAAAAUGGAUUGCUUAUUCGGCUUUUGUUACACAUUCUUGUAUACAGAAAAUAAUACCAAGGUAAUAAUAAACGUUUUAUUAA